CUCGUGAGCUCUUGCUUCCCGAGCCAAAGAUACUUUCUAUCUUGUACCUUUACAGCUGGCCUCGCGCUCCCAUCAUCGACAUUGCUGUGCUCUAUCCCAUAGAUCUCAUACAUUACCAAUAGCAUCUUGCCGUAUCCCGGGCCCAACACUCAUCACCAAUGUCUACUUGUUGUUAUUAAUAUCCUAUUCCUUUAGCUAGAGCGCAUACAUACUUGAUCGUGCCUCUGAAAAGCACGCUCGGGAACCUUGUCAACCACGACAUUCCUAUUGACCGCGCCAUCGCCAGCCAAUUCUCCCACUCCUGCCCAGCAGCGUCAGAUGCGACCUGAUGGCAUCCGGUUCGCAAAGUUUUCUCGACCGACUCUCACCGAGCCGACAAAUAUCUCCCAUUCUACCACUCUACACGUCCCGACCGAAGCCUUCAGAUGACUACGACCUCGAUGAUCUGUCCCCCAGGCCCGAUGUAUCGCUGCUAUCAGAGUCGCCGCCGCCGCCCAUCAAAAUGUCAAAAGGGCGCUCCCCUUCUCCCGUAGAUCCAUGGGACGACGACCCUUUUGGUCCGGCGGGCUCCGUCUCCAAGUUGAAGCCGAAGGCCAUGUUCGUCGGCCCGCCACCGCCCAUAGCUGCCUCGGUGGUGUUGCAGCCCUCCGCAUCGUCGGGGAGGCGGGGAUCCCGAGGAAACACACACAAGAACGAGCCCAAGGGCAUGUCGUCCAGCCGGCUUGCGUUUGGGAGCAUUCUGUUCGAUCAUAGCUCGCGCGACUCAAGCAAGUCCCGCGUUGACUCUGUCUGGCGGAAUCUACAACACCGAGAACGAGCUCUCCACCGAGAGGUACAGCGAUUACUAGACAUACAAGCCACAAGACUUGGAUCCGGCGCCGAGUCUCUCGAUGCUAGCACUGUAGGAGCUGAGACGUGGAGUGACUCUGGGAGCAGUACGCCAACGGGAACGUUCUAUUCCACAGCGACGUCCAAGUCACGCAUGAUGGCCUCGCUAGACCCCCCCGUACGCGCGACUCCUCGCGGUGAUAUUAUACCUGUUCGACAGCCCAAGGCACAGGGGCAGCAGGGCCUUCGUGCGGCGCGAAGCGGACUGCGACAGGCAUUGGCAGCCCUGACUGGCCUCAAGACGGAAGAAAAUGCGUACAUCGAGUCAGCCCUCUCUCAACGAAGAAAAGCCUUGUCGUACCUAGACAAGUUGGACAAGCGCAGGGUCAGCAUCUCUGCCGAGUUGCAUAGCUUGGCUGAUGACGAUGAGGAGCCUCUCGCAAAGGAGCUGCGAGGCCUGGGAGAGCAGCAUGAUUCUUUGGGCCAGGAGAUACGCGAGCUCGAGGAGAAGCUCGUUGGUAUGAGGAACCGGCACCGAUGGCUGGAGCGAAAGAUGGAAGACGUCCACAACCGCCGAGAGGCGGGCUUGAGUGGCUACAGGGGUGCGUUGAGGGAGGUCGAAGGUGAAGUCACAGCCCUGCUGCGCCGGCCUCCAAUCGAGCCCCUGGAUCUAGACGUUGUCGAAGCUGUAUCACGGAACGACUCUGGAACCGGAACCGACAUCCAAGAGCUGCCCGGCGGUGCUGAGUUCUUCCGCAUGAUACCUGCGCGACGGACACUGAGCAUGGCCAAGGACUGGUGGGAAAGUGAAAUGGACUUUCUCCAGAAGCGAAAGGCGCAGGUCGAUAAGGAUCGCGAUGCGCUAGAUCAAGGCACGGAGUUGUGGCAGGAAACAGUGAAACUCGUCACGACAUUCGAGGCAGACCUGCGCCAGUCUCUAAGCGGCGGUCCUUCCUCGGCCAAGGGCAAACAGACUCCUCGUGCACAGCAAGAAGGCGUCGAAGCUCUCUUGCCGCGGAUGGCCAAGGUAAUCUUGGAGCUUGAAGCAAACAUGAGGACGGCCCAGCAGAACAAUUGGAAUCUUCUCAUCUGCGCCGUCGGCGCUGAACUCGAAGCGUUCAGAGAUGCCGAGGCUCUCCUUCGAGGAAGUCUACCAAAGCCUCAGGCAGCGGCGACGAAAGUUGACGACAUUGAAGAACCCUGGCACAACGGCGAUGACCAAGAGGAGCAAACCUCGCAAACGAAUUUGGCCACAGCUACGACAGAAAGUCAUCAAGGAGAGAGUGACAAUGAGGUCCCACCCGACCUGCUAGUGUCACAUCUGGAAGAGCACGACGACGACCGUUCCCAUGUCGGAUCCAUACGAACUUCGUCUUCGAGGCGUGACAGCGAUAAUGAGGUUCCUCCAGAGUUUCUUGCCGAACACAGUAACGAUGAGGGCAUAGACUGAUGUGAAGGUGCCAUGACUUUGUAUGCGUAGCAUUUGUAAAGGGUAUAACCCCGAUGUAAGCUGUUGCUCAGUAGCUUCAUGUGUUAUCAAAGCAGAUGCUACUGAAGCACGCAUCUUUUGACGCGUAGUUUUUUGCACUUUUGGGAUAUGAUAUAUGUUUCUGAUUGGGCUGGCAAAGCUGGGUACAGCAGGCAGGACAGGAUACCCCGCAGACCAUGUUUUAAGCCGGUGUUGGUUGGGGUGUUUAUUAGUUGGAACUUCUUAUGGAGCAGUUUGUGUACAGC
Colletotrichum scovillei is the source of this 2562-nucleotide messenger RNA. RefSeq lists its product as uncharacterized. The record is from RefSeq and is a predicted model, not a curated record. NCBI's taxonomy places the organism in Eukaryota, Fungi, Ascomycota, Sordariomycetes, Glomerellales, Glomerellaceae. The transcript has a single exon. Bases 329 to 2278 code for a protein of 649 amino acids.